AUGGCGGGAGAAGGACCAACGGGAGAGCAGCUCCUGAUGAGGCUGCUGCAGACGCAGCAGGAGCAGAUGGGACAACUCCAGAGACUGCUAGAGCAGAACCAAAGGCCACGUGGGACCGUGGUGGAUACAAAGGCGAUUGGCCGACCUGAGAAAUUGGGAGGAACACUGGAAGAAGCCUCGCGUGCAUGGCGCCAGUGGAACUACCGGCUGGAGCUUUGGCUCACGAGCCAGUUUCCGGAAACCCGGGCAAUCCUGACUUGGGCUCGGACCCAAGAUGAGGAAAUCGCCGUUGCCAGGCUGAGGGAACAGCUGGUGGAAGGAGUGACUCCCGAAAAGGUUCAGGAGUUCAAUCGACAACUGGAGGUGGUCCUGGGUACUUUGACUAUGGACACCCCAGGGGAUAUCACGAUGAACUCGAGCGCAGGAUCCGGACUGGACAUGUACCGGCGGCUCCAUGGGAGAUUGGAUCCGACUGACAUGGUCACGAGCUUUAGGUGGUUGCGGCAGCUCAUGUCGACGAAGCCAGUUGCAGAAGUGAGCGACUUGAUCGCUGCAGUGGAGAGAUGGGAGGACCAGCGGAGAACGGACGGCGAGGAGCCCGAGCAGGAGGAGGACUACGAAGCCGAGGUGGGCUUCAUAGGAAUGCUCGAAGGCGAAGGAGAGGACCCGGGAAGGGGAGACGAGACGCCAAAGAAGCCGGAAAGAAAGGAAAAGAAAGAAAAGAAGAACGAGAAAGAGGAAAAGAAGCAGAAGAGCCCAAAGGGCGACGACGAAGACUGGGGAACCUGGCGUUCCGACCCCAGUGCUUCUGGCGCGGGAUCGUCUCGAGACCCGCCAGAAGGGGCAAGGCACGAGCAAGGCAACCUGUUGUCCGAGCUGCAAGCAAGCCAGGCCGAGCUCAACAGGGCCCUGGCUAGCGCUGAGAGUGACGAGGAAAGGGCCAACCUGGAGGCUGAGCUCGAGGAGGUCACCCGGCAGCUGAAGGAGCUUGUGGCUAAGAGGAGGGCUGCCAGGACGGCUACCGCUGGGAGUUGGAAGUCGUCGGCACGCUUCUUGGCUGACGUCCGCUCGGGACGCAAAGCCGAGCUGGCCAAGAGGAAGGAGCUUAGCCGCCAGCGAGCGGCGAAGCACAGGCAAGCCUCCCGCGAAGGGAGGGCUCGCGAAAGGGUCGCGCUGGACGAGGAGUGGCAGAAGAGGUACAACAAGCCGCUUAAGAAAGACGACGGCAAGAAGGCAUCCUACCCGCUGAUGCCGGAGAACACCGAUCGAGAGGCAAGACCCUUGAGCAAGCGAGCUAGGGAAAACCUUCGCCAAGAAGGUGCUGGGGACGACGUCCCGGAGGAGCACGUUAGGAGUUGGCGAGAAAAGCCCAAGACUCCUGGGGAACGUGCAGGCAAGCGCCGCAGGGAAGCGGCCAGGAAGAAGAGGAAGGAAGCUGCGAGCGGCACCGGCGGCGAGCCAAGCCCAAGCACUCAGCAAGCCGAGGCUAUCCGGACGGCGCCGUGGCGUAACGACGGCAAGUUGCCCGGGGAGCAGAAGAAGGGUGGAAAGGAGAGCGGCAAGAAGGGCAGUGGUGGGCCCAGGGAGGAUCUGGCCCAGGGUUCGGAAGACAGCCCGGGCCGGAGGCCCGUGAUGGGCCGAAGCAAGCUUCUUGGGGCGGCGUUGGCUGGGGCGCUGCAGGCGCAAGCCAAGAGAAUGCCCAAGGAGAAGAUCAUCCAGAGGAGCCAGGUGAGGCGCCUGGUGGAAGCCCACAAGGGCGCAGACCGCUUUGCGAAGCGGCAGGAGAGCCCUGGUGAAGAAGCUACGGUCGGAGUCGUUGCCGAGCGCAGGCUGCUGGACAGCGACUGUGAGAGUUGCACCUCUCGACGAGGAAAGGCCACGAAGGCCGCAGCAGCUGCCUACGCCAAGAGUCUUCUCCAGAAGAGGGAGAGGAUGAAGUAUCUGCCCCUCCUUUCGGAGGACGAGGGCGAGGAAGACCACGUGCCACUGGGGGGAAGAGGUCCAGAGGACCCACCCGACGGAGAAGGCGGCCUGGAGGGCCGGGUGAUCCUGGACAGCGGUGCAAGCCACAACGUGCUGCCAGACAAGGUGUACCAGAAGCUCUUCGAGGAAGGGAGGGCCACAGCCUUGAAGGAGGUGAGUUCGCCACUUAAGUUUUCCACGGCGAGCGGGGAGAGUCUGCCCAACCUGGGCACAACGGAGUUGCUUCUGAGUGGCCCGUCUUCGGAUGGGAGGGCCACCAGGUGCAGAUGCAUCUUCAACGUGGCAGCUGUGCAGCGCUGCCUCCUCUCCACUGGUCGUGCGAUGGACCGUGGCAACGCCUUAAGGAGGCCACGCUGCGCCGCAACUGAGUACUACAACCUCUUUCCGGAGCCGGAGGUGUUCCCGAUCCACUCUGACGGUGAAGAAGACGAGGCCCGACCCUUUGGGAAUGGUGAGCCACGCCAGGCGGAGCCCGCUUCGGGAUCCGCCCAGCCAGGAGGCGAAGAAGCACAGCGUGCGAAGCCACUUCGAGCGCCGCCUGUGCCCACGCCUCAAAUGGUUGCUGAGCACGAGGUGACACAUAUCCCUUACCGAUCGUGGUGCCCAGCAUGUGUAGCUGGACGGGGGCGAGCCUACUCGCACCACCACGAGGGCCGAGACUCCACAGUGCCUGUGGUAUCAGCUGACUACCUGUACUUCUCUGAGAAGGGAGUACCGGGAAAGCGGUGCUUUCGAGAUUUGAACUGGCUGGGGUACAAGCGCUUGGUUCUGAAGACGGACCAAGAGAACGCGAUCAAGGCAUUGGGGGCAGCUGUGAAGGCUGGUUUUCCAGAGGACUUGACUCUGGAAGAGUCGCCCAAGGGAGACUCUCACGGGCAAAGCAACGGCACAGCUGAGAAUUCAGUGCAACGUGUGCAGGGACAAGUGCGCACGAUGAAGUAUGCCCUGGAGCAAAAUGCUGGAGGAGAACUACCCAAGGACUCGGUUAUCUUCCCUUGGAUGAUCGAGUACGCAGGGGUGCUCCACACCUUGUUCUCUCAAGAGGACAGCGAGGGCAUGACUCCGUUUCAGAAGCUGAAGGGCCGAACCUGGCAAGUAGCUCUUCCAAGCUUUGGAGAAAUCGUGGACUAUCGCCGAAGGACGAAAAGCAAGCUUGAUGCCAGAUGGCAAGAAGGAGUCUACCUAGGACUGCGGCUUACGAGUUCGGAGAAGAUUAUCGGGACGCCCUCGGGUAUCCUGGUGGUGCAGUCUAUCCGAAGGAAGCCUGCAGACAAGCAGUUCAAUCUCGAGAUGCUGAAGGCUGUGAAAGGAACUCCCUGGCAGCUUAAUCCCGAGAAGAGCACGAACGCUGAUGCAGACAGACUCCCGGAGCCUAUCGUGAUAGAGCCUGUGGUCGAGCAAGCAGAGCUUCCACCGAAACCUGGAGAAGCCGAACGGUUGCCUACGUAUCGGAGAAUGUACAUCCGACAGAGCGACCUGGAGCAGUUUGGCUAUACUGGGGGUUGUGAGGCCUGUGCCGCCAUUCGCGAAGGCAGAGAACGCCAAGGUAUCAACCACAACGAGACGUGUAGGAAGCGGAUCCAAGAGGCGCUGAAGGACACCUCUCGGGGCCAAGCCCGCCUAGAGCGAGAGACUCAGCGCGAGACCGAGUACUUCACGAAAGUCCACGAGGCAGAAGAAAAGAAAAGAAAGGCUGCGACAGAGAAGGAGAAAAGGCCUGAGGCAGGAGGUGCAGAGGCGAGCGAGCCCAGCCAACCUAGCAGGCCACCAGAGCAAGCAGCAAAGAAAGUGGAGAAAAGGAAACCCUCUAACGCAGAGCCUGUCUCCGUUUCGCGAGAGAGUAAGAAGCCAGCAGUUACCGCUUCGGAAGCUGCUUCGGCGAGCAAACGGAAGAGCGAGGACCCUGGAGACCAAGAGAGGUCCGAGCUGAGGCCUGCAGAGGACCGAGCAGAAGGCUCUAAGCGCAAGGCUGAAAACAUCGAGGGAAUGAUUGAGACGCUUAUUGCUGGAGAGCGAAAGGCGUGGAUUGAAUCCCUGGAAGGAGUUGAACAGCCUACCUGCGACCUGGUUGAUGGUUUAGUGGAAGAGGUUCUUGCGGAGACCUUCUACGACGACCUCACCGGGAAAGAGCUUCCAGCUGAAGGUGUUAAAGCAGCCCGGGCAGAGGAAGUGAGCGUCAUCAGGCAGAUGGGAGUGUGGGAAGUCAUACCCCGCCCUGCAAACGAGAAGGUGAUCGGUACGCGAUGGGUAGACAUCAACAAGGGGGAUGGUGCCCGUCACAAACUGAGAUCCAGGCUUGUCGCUCAGGAACUCAAAAGAGCCCGCGGACCGCAACAACCAGAGGACCAGUCCACUUGGAGCGACUUUUUCGCUGCAAUGCCGCCACUCAGUUCUCUUCGGGCGCUAUUCUCUUUAGCGACUACACAGCGUGUACCCAACACUCGGGGAAAGCUGUCACCCGUUGGGUCUGGAGGCGAAGUCUGCCUCAUGUUUCUGGAUGUGAAGAAAGCUCACUUUUGGAGCCCUGUGCGUCGGAGACUCCUUGUGGAGCUUCCACCAGAAGCUGGAGAGGGACGAGACAAGGUUGGACUUCUGAAGCGUUCCUUGUAUGGGACCAGGGAUGCACCUUCCAAUUGGGAGAAAGCCAUCAAGGAUGCUCUGGAGGGCUUGGGCUUCAAGCAAGGAAAAAGCAACCCAUGCCUGUACUUCCACGAGGAGAAAUCUUUGCGACUCAACGUCCAUGGAGAUGAUUUUACAGUGGUUGGAAGCUACAAAGAGCUCAAGUGGCUAGAAGCUGAACUGGGCAAGGUUUGGACAGUUGAGACAAGGGGCAUCCUGGCUAGACCCGGUUCGGAGCUGCCAGGCGUGAUUCAUCAGAUCUCUGUCUUGAAUCGCCUAGUGACGUGGACCCAAGAAGGCAUCGAGAUGGAAGCCGACCCAAGACAUGUGGACUUAGUUCUGGAGCAGCUGGGUCUGGAGAAAGGAGUUUCUGUGACCACUCCACUGGUCAAAGUGAAAGAAGAGGACAUGGACAAGACUCCACUUGGUACUGCUGAAGCAGCUCUGUACCGUUCUAUCGCUAUGCGGAUCGGUUAUCUGUCUAUGGACAGGCCGGACUUGCUUAGGACCGUCCGCGAGUUAGCGAAAGGGCUGAAAGAACCUCAACAACACCAUUGGGGUCUCUUGAAGAGAGCUGCAAGAUAUCUCCGAGGAUCUCCUAGGCUGGUGCAAUUGAUUCCAUAUCAAGAGCACUUCACAAGCAUCAAUGCUUGGUCCGACAGUGACCAUGCUGGGUGUAUCAAGACUAGGAAAAGCACGACUGGAACUGUGAUCCAGCUCGGAGAAGCAACAGUGAAGACAGCAGCCAAGGGGCAAGCUGUGAUUGCCCUGUCCACUGGAGAAGCAGAAUACUAUGGCUUGAUAUCAACAGCCUCAACCACUUUGGGCGAGCAAGCGAUGAUGGCGGACUGGGGUGUAAAGCUGUCUGUCCACAUAGCUAUGGAUGCCAGCGCGGGCAUAUCCAUCGGCUCGCCACGAGGGCUGGGAAAGGUCAAGCACAUUGAUACCUGCUAUCUGUGGGUACAGGAAAUAGUGGAUCAAGGAAGAAUACGCCUGAAGAAGGUCAACACGCAAGACAUGCUGGCGGACCUCAUGACGAAGCCUUUGGACGGCCAAACUGCUACGAAGCUACUGAGUCGAAUGGGCUACACCGUCAGGUCUGGAAAGCAUGAGCUGGCCUUAGGGAAGGCGUGA
Symbiodinium sp. CCMP2592 is the source of this 5736-nucleotide messenger RNA. The record is from the annotation of a GenBank genome assembly. NCBI's taxonomy places the organism in Eukaryota, Dinophyceae, Suessiales, Symbiodiniaceae.